Molecule: messenger RNA, 1023 nt
Organism: Bacidia gigantensis
Lineage: Eukaryota; Fungi; Ascomycota; Lecanoromycetes; Lecanorales; Ramalinaceae
Exons: 2
Coding region: 1-1023 (340 amino acids)
Source: RefSeq, a predicted model, not a curated record
AUGACCUCCUACAGUAUGUCGUACGGCGAGCUGGAAAAGCUUCCUCUCGAAAUACGCUACAAGAUCUACCUCUACAGUGAAGUCUGGGGUGAGUAUCUUGUGGGGAAGACCAAGCGAUUUGGAGUAGCAAUCAGGGACGACGAGGUUGAGGAUGAUGAAUUGAACAGCAGUAUAACAACCAGUGGUGGUGCAGCUAGUACAGUCUAUCAUAGUUAUUCUCACCGAAUCAGGUGUCCCGGUCUGCUUCAGCUAUCCAAAGCGCUCACUGCCGAAGUCGAAGUUGUUCGAUUCGAACGAAGUACGUUCGUCUACGAAAUUGACGUAUUCACCGAGCAAGGCGCCCCGCCGCAUCUUCAAAUCGCGUUCCCCAAUCUUAUAAUGUCUUGUGUAGAUCAUACUAAGAUUCAACACGUGCAGCUUCGUAUAACACCGCCUGAGAGCAAGUGGGAGAAUGAUUCCCAGCUAACAGAGCUUUUUGAUGUCGAGAUGAGAGGAUUGGACAUGGAAAUUGGCCUCAUAUUAAGCCGAUUGGAACAGCCAAAGACAUUGGCAGUCAGUAUCAGGCCUCGUGUCUACGAUACUACCCAAAGCGCUCUUGACAUGCUUCAGACUUAUACCGCUCUUGAGAAGUCAGGACAAAUGAACAAGUUCCACUCCAUUGAACUCAGCAUGGAAGCGACCUCGUUUAGCCAAAGUAUGGAUGUUUUGGACGAUGAAAUAGCACAUGCCAUCGCUCGAUAUCGAUUCGACUCACUAUGCAAUGAAAUCGGCAAUACAUGUAUCUCAAGCCGAGUAUUCAGAUAUGAUUCCUUUUGGGGUCAGUCAACGAGCACAGCAAGGCUUGUCUUCAAUCCUGGAGCCCGGACCGCGGCCUCCGUCAACCAGAAAGUCGAGCGUUGGCAUCAGCUAGCUUCUGAGAUCAAGAUCUUCUUCAACAGUCCUCGCAUGAAAGAGAUUGGUGGGAUGGCGUCUUGGAGAGCCUUGAAGCGUUGGCAGUACAUAACCUUGGGGAUCGUGCGAUAA